GGCAUCCGGCGGAGCUGGGGUCCCCGGGCUCCGUCCGGAGGAAGCGAGGCGGCGCUGGCUGGGCAGUCGGAGGGGACGGGACGCACCGGCGGGCGAGCGGACUCGCCCUCUCGGUGACUGCGCCGUCCAGGCCCGUCCUGCCUGGCCGCAGGUGCCCUGGAUGAGGCCGCCCCGUGCGCCCCGGCCGGUGAGUGUCCCCGUGGUAGUCCAGCCGGCCGCCUGCCCCCGUUCCUGCGCCGCCGUUAGUGGCCGCCUCUCCUUGCCCCGGUGCCCGCGCCCGGCGCAGUCCGCCUCUGGCCGGCGCCUCCGCACCCUGCGGAGGUGGCGCGGGCCCUGGGGCCGGGAUGGGUCGGCCAGGAAGAGGACCGCAAGCCCGGGCCGCGAGCAGAUGCAAACCGCGCGGCGCGUAGUGGGAGCUUGCGCUUAGUAGGCUCUCAAUGCAUUUCUGAAGAAUUCCUUUUCAGUUUGGAGGAAGCUAUAGAAGACUAAGACAAGGGCCCUGUCCUCAAGAAUCUUACUGUCUAUUGGAAUAAACAGGAAAACAGUUUAUUAUGCAAAAGAAAUGAUUGUUAUGAUGAAGGUGUUAUAAUCAAUGGAUAAAGUGGGGAAAAUGUGGAAUAAUUUCAAAUACAGGUGUCAGAAUCUCUUCAGUCAUGAGGGAGGAAGCCGCAGUGAAAGUGUAGACAUGAAUUCCAACAGAUGUUUGUCUGUCAAAGAGAAAAACAUCAGUCUGGGAGACUCAGCUCCUCAGCAGCAAAGCAGUCCUUUGAGAGAAAACAUUGCCUUACAACUGGGCUUAAGCCCAUCCAAGAAUUCUUCAAGGAGAAACCAAAAUUGUGCCACUGAAAUUCCUCAAAUUGUUGAAAUAAGCAUUGAGAAAGAUAAUGAUUCAUGUGUCACCCCUGGAGCAAGAAUUGCACGAAGAGAUUCCUACUCUCGGCAUGCCCCGUGGGGAGGGAAGAAAAAACAUUCCUGUUCCACAAAGACCCAGAGCUCAUUGGACACUGAUAAAAAGUUUGGUAGAACUCGCAGUGGUCUUCAAAGGCGAGAGCGGCGCUAUGGGGUGAGCUCUGCACACGACAUGGACAGCGUUCCCAGCAGAACUGUGGGGAGCCGCUCUCUGAGACAGAGGCUGCAGGAUACUGUGGGCUUAUGUUUUCCCAUGAGAACUUACAGCAAGCAGUCAAAGCCCCUCUUCUCCAAUAAGAGAAAAAUACAUCUUUCAGAAUUAAUGCUUGAGAAAUGUCCUUUUCCUGCUGGCUCAGAUCUAGCUCAAAAAUGGCAUUUGAUUAAACAGCAUACAGCUCCUGUGAGCCCACAUUCAACAUUUUUUGAUACAUUUGAUCCAUCUUUGGUUUCUACAGAAGAUGAAGAAGAUAGGCUUAGAGAAAGAAGACGGCUUAGUAUUGAAGAAGGAGUGGACCCCCCUCCCAAUGCACAAAUACAUACAUUUGAAGCCACUGCACAGGUUAAUCCAUUAUAUAAACUGGGACCAAAGUUAGCUCCUGGAAUGACGGAAAUAAGUGGGGAUAGUUCUGCAGUUCCACAAACUAAUUGUGACUCGGAAGAGGACACAACCACCCUGUGUUUGCAGUCACGGAGGCAGAAGCAGCGUCAGGUAUCUGGAGACAGCCAUGCCCAUGUUAGCAGACAGGGAGCUUGGAAAGUUCACACACAGAUUGAUUACAUACACUGCCUCGUGCCAGAUUUGCUUCAGAUUACGGGGAAUCCUUGUUACUGGGGAGUGAUGGACCGUUAUGAAGCAGAAGCCCUACUUGAAGGGAAACCUGAAGGCACAUUUUUGCUCAGGGACUCUGCACAAGAGGACUACCUCUUCUCUGUGAGCUUCCGCCGCUACAACAGAUCGCUGCAUGCCCGAAUUGAACAGUGGAACCACAACUUCAGUUUCGAUGCCCAUGACCCAUGUGUGUUUCACUCCUCCACUGUAACAGGACUUCUAGAACAUUAUAAAGAUCCCAGUUCAUGCAUGUUUUUUGAACCAUUGCUUACAAUAUCGCUGAACAGGACUUUUCCUUUCAGCCUGCAGUAUAUCUGCCGUGCAGUGAUCUGCAGGUGCACUACAUAUGAUGGAAUUGAUGGUCUCCCUCUCCCAUCAAUGUUACAGGAUUUCUUAAAAGAGUAUCAUUAUAAACAAAAAGUUAGGGUUCGCUGGUUAGAACGAGAACCAGUCAAGGCAAAGUAAACUCUUCUGUCCCCUAGGACAUUAACUCGGUCUGCUUUCAUGUGCAUCAGACAGUACACAUACAGGAAGCACAGUGUCAGUGCUUGGUUUUUCAUACAGUGUGUAAGCUUAGUUAUUAGUCUCCGUCAGAUGCAGUCUACUGUUAACUCACUCAGACAAAUGUGGUGCCUAUUGAAACAACAGGAUAGAGCUGCAGGUGUUCAGUAAGGCUACGAAAACAUUUGCCCGUUUAGCUAAGUUUGGUUUUUAAUGGCUAUAGUAACUAAUUAAGGCAACUCUGGGGCAUUUGCUAUGAAGAGUUCUAUUUCUUAUUAAAGAACAAAUUAAUAGUAGAUGAGUAUUUCAGCAGUUGACUAAUGUUUGAAAUUAUUUUUUCUAAGAAUUUUUUAUAACCUUCCAAAAGUAGUGAUGUUUGUAGUUACUGUAAGUCAAGCUUUGGAAGUCCAAAAUAAAUAAAUAAAUAAAAAGACUGCCUUCCUUUUUAGGGGAAAAAAAAAAUGCAAUUUUCUGGCCACAAGGGCAUAGUGCAGUUCACUUAAGUGUUGACGUAGUUUAUAGUCAGUCUCCUUUUCUCUUCUGCAGAAGGUACUGUUAAGUAAACCAGGUUUUCUAAAUAGUUCUUAAAAUUUCAGACUUAUAAAGUUAGUAGUAGAGUUUUAUUUAAAGGCCUUAGUUAUUCAUUUUUUAAAUGAGUGGCUGCUGCAGUUGUAGUCCUGUGUGUGAUUUUUUUGAGUUGACAUGUUCAGUCUAAACAUUGUUCCAUUAAAGUUGGAUCUUUUCCUGUGCCCAGGAUGAGUUUGUGAACUAUGAAGAAAAUGAGAAUAGAAGAUGCCCAAACAAGUCAGAUAAUAGUAACUACAGUGGUUGCUGGUGUUGAGAUUGUUAAACCAUAAUUAAUAAUUUGGAUGGCAGUAUUUAUCUUUGUUGUAAACUCUCACAGCUGAAUCACUUAAGUAUAAUUUAAUAGGAUUUCAGUGCAGUUAAUUCUUAAUGGGAAAAUCUGAAAUCUAAAUUGCAGAUUUAAAAGGUACUGUACAACCAUUGUAUCUGUAAAUAACUUUACUUAGCACCUUUUUGUCACUUAGAAUAGUAUGUAAUACAACUUGAGUGAGUGCUUUGGGAAGUAUUAUCAAGUCUAGUGGUUGCUUCUUAGUGUUGAACUGAAUUUUCAAUUCUGUCCUAGACAUUUUGCACUACAGUAGCCAAAUCCAUUCUCAUGUCUUUUUGUUAAUGUGCUCUGUGCUGCUGGGGAGUGCUCCUUAGUUACCUUACCAGCUGCUACAGAAGGUUAUUUUACAUCCCUAUAGCCAUUUCCAAGGCUACAAAAGAGAAAAGCUAUAUUUGUAUGCAACACUAACCCUUUGACUGCUAAUGUAUGUUUCUGCUUGCUGUGCCUUGUUAUGGCUGCUUUUUUGUGCUAAUAAAGUAUGUUUGGUGUUCUCCUUGUAUAUCUGCUGUUUCAUACAUUUGCAACAGUUUCUCUUGUAUGUGGAAUGGUUUGGGGUUUUUAAAUAAGUAUUAUCUGGCAACCUGCUAUAGUUAAUGCAGAUUUACCUAGUCUAAUAUUGACUUAUCAGAAUAAGCUAACUCUUAAUUUAAUGCUUUACAUCUUUCUAACCAUAAUCACAUAUACUGUGGAACAGUAUCUAUAGUUACUGGAAAUUACUGUACAGUUUAGGUUACAACAGAAAAUUUACAGAGAAAUGAUAAACCUAUUGACUUCUCUGCUUGUAAGUGAAAGAUUGAAACUCAAUGACUUAGUAUACUAAAUGAAUAUUUAUAGCCUCCAGCUGCAUCAGAAACAGGUUAAAUGAAGUCUUGUAGAGUAAUAAUACAUCAGCACCAUUUAUUGGUUUGGGGACCAUUUUAAUUGAUAAUAAAUACCCAAAAUGUAGAACUUUAACCAAAGACUUGUCCAUUUUUAAUGUAAAAUGGGGAUUGAAGGGACUUGUAAUUUCUGUUAUUUCUAAUAAGUCCCCGAAGAACAUAUACCAAAGUGUCUGAGAACUUCAUCCAAACCUACUUUAAAGCAUUAUGUGCAAUUAAAUUGUUAAGAAAUACUUAUAUUGCAUAAUUGUUAGGUCCAUUUUCUUGAGCUUAUAAUGUACCUGGAAAAUAAACCUCUUGAAAAAAAAAAGUCCAAACUGAUUUUUGGAGAAGGACUAUAUAUGCAAGUAAGAUGGUGUUGUGAAGAGGUAACUUGAAACUCCAAGAAAGCACUUGAUGUUUUUAUAUGCUUGUAGCAAAUUGAUGUUCUAAUUGUAGUUUUAUAGAAAGUAUUAAUACUUUUAUGUAUUUUAGAACUUUCAUAUGUUAAAUGGACAUUGUUUUAAAUGUGUAACUAUGAGUUUAUGUAAGCAUGUAUACACUGUGCAAAAAGUCACUUAUGUUUCAGUUUGUGUAUAAUAUUAAUAUGCAACUUUUGGUUUAAAUUUUUUUUCUUAAAAUAUUAGUGGCUUACAUUUUAAAAAAGAAAAAUCACCAGCAUGAAAGUGCACCUAAGUCUAUAUUCACUGUGUCUUUUUCUGAAUCCCAUUGUAGCCUGUCAACUAAAUUUUGUGUUUUUAUGGUC
Sciurus carolinensis (gray squirrel) is the source of this 4775-nucleotide messenger RNA. It is a transcript of the gene Socs5, whose product is annotated as suppressor of cytokine signaling 5. Lineage: Eukaryota; Metazoa; Chordata; Mammalia; Rodentia; Sciuridae. Gene Ontology annotation, cellular component: phosphatidylinositol 3-kinase complex. Gene Ontology annotation, molecular function: 1-phosphatidylinositol-3-kinase regulator activity. Gene Ontology annotation, biological process: phosphatidylinositol phosphate biosynthetic process; intracellular signal transduction; cell surface receptor signaling pathway via JAK-STAT. The transcript is spliced from 3 exons. The record is from RefSeq and is a predicted model, not a curated record. Bases 593 to 2203 code for a protein of 536 amino acids.